Messenger RNA from Brassica oleracea var. oleracea, 993 nucleotides. RefSeq lists its product as uncharacterized. The record is from RefSeq and is a predicted model, not a curated record. Bases 1 to 993 code for a protein of 330 amino acids. The transcript has a single exon. NCBI's taxonomy places the organism in Eukaryota, Viridiplantae, Streptophyta, Magnoliopsida, Brassicales, Brassicaceae.
AUGGAUAAAGCUAUGAUGGCGUUAUCGUUGGAUGAGGAAGAUGAACCAUUUGAUAUGCCGAAUCUUCCCCAGUACAAAUCGUGUGAAAGAAAUUUCAGAAGUCUGAUUUUAAGAAUCUUGAAUCCAGACUGUCAAAAGAUGUCGGGUCUGAUUAGAGAUAUGCCAAGAAAGUGGCAGAAGCAAGGAAGGGUUAGAGGAAUCGCCUUAUCAAAAGAACGCUUUCAGUUCAUAUUUGAUCAUGAGCAUGAUCUACUGGAGGUAUUAGAAAAAGGGGUUCAUACCUUUAAUGAGUGGGCGCUUGCAAUUGAUCAGUGGGUAGAGUAUCCCCCUGCAGAUUAUCUUCAGUUCGUCCCUAUCUGGAUUCAGAUUAGGAAUUUGCCGAUCAAUUACUAUACGAGGGAAGCUAUUACAGCGCUGGGUGAAAGGAUCUUUGGUGAUGUGAAAGUGGUAGCCUUUGAUCCAGAUAAGCCUCAGAUUCAAGACUACGUUCGCAUUCAGGUUCGAUUUGAUGUGUCUAGACCUCUGUGGAAAUCGAAAAUAGUGAACUUGCCGGAGGGGGGUUCCACGGUUGUCUACUUCAACUAUGAGAGAGUCAAGAAGCGGUGCUAUGAAUGUCAACGAUUGAAUCAUGAGAAGGAUGUGUGUCCGUUGUUAGUAAGGAAAAGAAGAGAUGAGGCAACACAGAGAAGAGAGCGGGCUAUUAUAGAUGUCAAUCAAAACAAAGCUCUUCUUGCACCUGAUGACCCACUCUUUGGAGUUCUUUCUGAAGAACAAGUGGGUUUUUGUAAGACAACGGGAAGAAGGAAGAUAUCACCAGAGGUACUGGAUGAGAUGAGAAGGUACUUACUGAUGGCAACAGAGGAAGAUAAGGUUAUUCGCACUGAUCGAGUUAAAUCUUCUGUUGCUGAAGCUAAGAAAGAUCCUCUCAUUCAAAAGACGAUGCUGCGACUAGAGUCUGCUCCUAUUUUCACUCAUCAGGUGGAUAGAGGAUAG